GAUUCUCUCAUAAAAAAUAUGUGCCCAUAAGUAGCGAAAGAACUCCUCUACACAUUAUCUUCCUAACUUGUUCACAUGUAAAUGCCAUCCUACAAGUUGGCCAAAAUGGACAAUGUCGGUCAUGGGCCUCACCUUUUUAAGUACUUCAUGACAAGAAACAAGAUACCCAAUAUAGCACCGUGCACUUUGUUUCUGUGCUCCUCAGAUAGCUAUUCGAUUCUUGGAAAUCCUUAGGCUACCCACCAUAGUAACAUAAAAUCCUACAUAAUUUCAUGGCUAGGAUUCUUUAUCUAAUCAAUUUGGUGGUUCUUUUCCUUGGCUUUAAUCUGCACAGAGCUCUCUCAUGGAGGAACCAAAGUUACAUGAAUGAUAUCGCUGAUCGAUGUGCCCCUUCACCCCAUCCUUUAAGUAUGUGCCAGUCACGAGCAGCAGCUUUUGGCUAUCCAUGUGAAGAAUACAAGGUCACAACAGAAGAUGGCUACAUUCUUAGUUUAAAGAGGAUUCCCCAUGGUCCUCAUGACUCUAACACCUCGACUGAGAUGAGGCCACCGGUACUGCUUUUCCAUGGACUUAUGGUGGAUGGUGCUACUUGGGUAAUGAGUACUCCAAAACAAUCACUUGGAUUUAUUUUGGCAGACAAUGGAUUUGAUGUUUGGAUUGCCAAUAGUCGUGGAACAAAUUCCAGCCGGAACCAUACCUCACUCUCCACAAAAGAUCCGGCUUACUGGGAAUGGUCGUGGGACGAACUUGCUUCCUACGAUCUUCCUGCAGUGCUGCAGUUUGCCUAUGAUCACACAGGCGAGAAAAUCCACUAUAUCGGUCACUCCCUGGGAACCUUGAUGAUUCUUGCAGCCUUCUCUGAGCACAAGUUACUAGAUGUAGUGCGAUCAGCUGUUUUGCUCUGCCCAAUAGCUUAUCUGAGCAGGACGAAAUCCAAACUCCUUAAGCUUGCUGCUCACAUCUUCCUUGCAGAAACAGUUCACUGGCUAGGCUUUUACGAGUUCAAUCCUGUUGGGCCAGUUGCACAUGAAGUUCUAAGCCAAAUAUGCGGCGAUCCUGAAAUUAAUUGCUAUGAUCUAUUUUCGGCUGUAGCAGGACCAGAUUGCUGCCUCAAUACUUCAACCUUUUGUGCCUUUCUAGAGCAUGCUCCACAGUCUACCUCCGUCAGAAACCUCGUUCACUUGUCGCAGCUGGUAAGAAAUGGAGGUGUCAGCAGGUUCGACUACGGCAACGCCAAGGAUAACAUGAAGCAUUACAACCAGCCACGCCCACCGCCGUACAACCUCUCCUCCAUUCCGAAUCAUGUCCCCAUCUUCCUCACCCAUGGUGGCGAGGACUACCUCGGCGAUGUCCCCGACACAAGGCACCUCCUGAGGACGCUGGUCAAGAAGCACAACAGCGACAGCAUCGAGGUGAUCUACGUGCCAGACUACGCGCAUGCCGACUUUAUCAUGGCCUACAAUGCUCCAGAACUCAUAUACGGACCGAUGGUCGACUUCUUUAAGCGUCACUGAAACCAGAUCCACCAGAUUUCACCAUUGGCUGUAUGCAUUGCCAAAGUAGCAGCUGUAUGACAAGUUUCAGCAUUGAAGAUUUCAGUCUCACUGAGCUUGCAUCCAUCAGUACAUCUUUGUCAUGUCAAAGUAUAUAUGUCAGUUCCACCAUGCUAGAUAACACGAAAAUAAAGGAUUUGAUAAAUUGUUACUCGAUCUCGUUGUAAUCACAAUGUUCUUGAUUCACUGGUCUCUUGCAAAAAAUGAAUAUGGCCAA
Oryza sativa Japonica Group (Japanese rice) is the source of this 1770-nucleotide messenger RNA. Its product is annotated as triacylglycerol lipase 2. The record is from RefSeq and is a predicted model, not a curated record. Gene Ontology annotation, biological process: lipid metabolic process. Lineage: Eukaryota; Viridiplantae; Streptophyta; Magnoliopsida; Poales; Poaceae. Gene Ontology annotation, molecular function: hydrolase activity, acting on ester bonds.